GUAAAAGCGGCGCGUCGCAUCUCGUCGCCGCUAUACCGGGUGUACGCGGGUGUACCGGGUGCACAAGUGCGCGUAUAAAGAUCGCGUGGGCCCCGUCGGCUCGUGGAGUCUCUCGCGGGCCUCACUACUGGGACGACGACGAGCACCACCGGCUGCACUUGGCGCGCGCGCACCGCCUCGCGCUUCCCCGACACCCGCACUUUCCCCUCGUCGCGACGACCGCGGCUCUACGAGGAGAAGCCACGACUCGUUGCACUUUCUCGGGCUGCAUAGGACGACACGGCCAUGCGUCUCCUGCUUGUGGUGUGCCUACUGGCAACGAGCUACUGCCAGGAUGACCUCUUCCGCAAGCCGGAGAAGAUUAUUAAGGCUUCGAACGAUGUGGGCGAUAAACUCGGCAAUUACGCAUUCGUGUACGAGACCGAAGGUGGAAUACUCCAGAAGGAGGUAGGCUCGCGCAAGUACGAGGGCACCGACGCCGAGACUCAACUUAUCCAGGGAUCCGUCCAGUAUAACGCCCCGGACGGUACUCCCGUCGCUCUCAGCUGGACCGCCGAUGAAUUCGGUGCCCAGGUCUCGGGGACUCACCUACCGACCCCGCCACCCAUUCCCCCGGAGAUCCAGCGAGCACUAGACUGGUUGGCCAAGCAGCCGAGCACCACCGAGGAACCGACCCCAAUCCGACCAAGUUCACCCACGUCGACGCCGGUCAUUAUUAAGCAGCAAUUCAAUAAGCCUCUGUCCCUCAGGAGGCAACAGUUCUAAAUAUACAAAAAAAAAAAAAA
This is a messenger RNA of Ceratosolen solmsi marchali, 785 nucleotides long. It is a transcript of the gene CPR17, whose product is annotated as cuticular protein 17. Gene Ontology annotation, cellular component: chitin-based extracellular matrix. The record is from RefSeq and is a predicted model, not a curated record. The transcript has 2 exons. Bases 286 to 765 code for a protein of 159 amino acids. Gene Ontology annotation, molecular function: structural constituent of chitin-based larval cuticle. Lineage: Eukaryota; Metazoa; Arthropoda; Insecta; Hymenoptera; Agaonidae.